AUGGAUGACCAUGGCGACUUCGACAGUGUUUCCUGGCGAAAUGAAUCAGAGAGUCACGUAUCCGGACCAACUUCCGCAGAGCCCUCACCUGAAGCGACACUUCCAACUAGAAUUUCCAAUGGCAAGCGCAGACUGAGUUCGCAGCACCAACACCAUGAUCCUCAGGCUGGUGAGCAUGCGGAGCCAAUCGAUCUGGGCGGCAUUGGUGAUGGAUUUCUGGAAUGCACCGUUGGCUCACCGUUAAAGGAGAAUGACGGCACAAAGGAUGCUUAUGUUUCUUAUCUCAUCACAACCACGACUGAUUUCAAAUCAUUUCAAUGCCCUGAGUUCUCGAUCCGAAGACGGUUCACGGACUUUGUUUUUCUACGCCAGACUCUCUAUCGUGAAUAUCCAGCAUGCGCAGUACCUCCGUUACCUGAAAAGAACAACAUGGCUUACGUGAGGGGGGACCGCUUCAGCAUUGACUUCAUGCAAAGACGGGCAUGGUCUUUACACCGAUUCAUCAAGAGGCUAACGCUGCAUCCCGUGCUCCGUAGAGCCCCAAUAUUUAUACUGUUUCUGGAGACGAGCGAUUGGAAUGCACAAAUGAGAUUGAGACCGAGCCGAGCAAAUACCACGGGCGAAGCUCCUGGAUCACCUGGUGCCCCUUCUGGAUUUUUCGACAAUGUAGCUGACACCAUGCUAAACGCUUUCAGUAAGGUACACAAGCCAGACAAGCGUUUCCUGGAAGUCUAUGAAAGGACCUCUAAGCUAGAUGAAGACCUGACGCAUGUUGAAAAGAUUGUGGCUCGAGUGGCUCGUCGGGAAGGAGACCUUGAAGUGGAUUACAAUGACCUAGCGACCAACACGAAGAAACUCGUUGCCUUAGAAUCUGGCAUUGAAAUGCCACUUCACACUUUUGCUGCAUGUGUUGAAGAGACAUCAAAGGGCUUUAAGGCCUUAAAAGACCACACUGACCAGAACUACCUCGGGAGUCUACGCGAUAUGCAAUCAUACAUCACUUCGAUACAGUCACUGCUGAAGACCAGAGAUCAGAAGCAGGUGGAUUUCGAGGCUUUGACAGAGUAUCUACAGAAAGCCGCUGCAGAGCGUGACCAUCUUGCCAGCAGCAACGCUUAUUCCUCGUCCGCUUCGAAUCUCAAUCCCGCAACUUUCAUCCGACACAAGAUGGAGGAUAUGCGUGGAGUCGAUCACGAAACUGCCAAGCAAGAUCGAAAACGAAAGCUUGAAUUAAAGAUACAAGAAUUGACCAGGGAAGUGGAGAGCGCCAAACAGACCAGCGAGAUGUUCGAUGAGCAAGUAGUACGAGAGGUCGGCGAUUUUGAGAGGAUUAAGGGCGCUGAGUUUCGUGAUACUUUGGGCACCUUUGCGACCAAUAAUGCGGAUUUCUAUAGAAGGGUCAUUGACACCUGGGAGAGAUUCAUGGCCGAUAUGGAUGCCGAAGGGCCUGCUCAACCCAAGGAUAAAGGCAAGGCUGAGUCUUGA
Endocarpon pusillum Z07020 is the source of this 1485-nucleotide messenger RNA. RefSeq lists its product as uncharacterized. Bases 1 to 1485 code for a protein of 494 amino acids. Gene Ontology annotation, cellular component: phagophore assembly site. The record is from RefSeq and is a predicted model, not a curated record. Gene Ontology annotation, molecular function: phosphatidylinositol binding. NCBI's taxonomy places the organism in Eukaryota, Fungi, Ascomycota, Eurotiomycetes, Verrucariales, Verrucariaceae. The transcript has 2 exons. Gene Ontology annotation, biological process: cytoplasm to vacuole targeting by the Cvt pathway; autophagy.